AUGUCUAGAAUCAACCAUCCUAAUAUUAUACAGUUACAUAGAGUUUUAAAGUCACAAACGAAGUAUUUCCUUAUAUUAGAUUUGAUUCGUGGAAAAGACUUAUCAGAGAUAAUCGGCCAAAAUGGAUGCCUCAGUGAAUCAACAGCAAGAAUAUAUUUUCAUCAAAUUAUUGAUGCAAUUGACUUUUUACAUAGAAAUGGAAUUAUUCAUCGUGAUAUUAAGCCAGAUAACAUUCUAAUCGAUAAAAAUGAUAAAGCUUAUCUUAUCGAUUUCGGUCUAUCUGCUAGAAAUAUCACACAAUCCGAUUUAUUUACAGAUAUGUUGGGAACUCCAAACUAUUUAGCUCCUGAAGUAAUAACAGAAACGCCAUACAGAGGACAAUCAGUAGACUUAUACGCAGCCGGACUGAUCCUUUAUGUUAUGCUUACCGGAGAAGUUCCAUUCCACGCUGAUUCUUCACAAGAUGUAAUCCAAAAUAUCAUAUUAUCAGAGUUAUAUAUUCCAAAUUUCAUUUCAGAUGCGGCUGCAAAAUUAAUUCGACGUUUAACUCACAGAAAUCCACGACUCCGCUAUACAAUCGAAGAUGUCCGUAAAGAUGAAUGGUUUUCUGAGGAUUAUACAUCAUCAGCUGCAGGAGAAAUCAUUGAUCGUGAAAUCCAAAUUGAAAAUGCAAAUAUACAGAUAUUACAACCUCAGCAGGUUAUGGAAUAUACUGAUCAAUGUUCCAUGACACCAUGCUCUAUAGAGAAAGAACAGAAUACAGAAACGAAAAACUGUAUUUGUUCUCCAUUCGCUUUUUCUGUUAUUUCUCCUUUGGAUGCUCUGAAGAGGAACUUAAACAAGAGAAUAGAAAGUUUGGGCGGUUGCAUCAAAGAUGAAGAAAAUUCAAGCGAAAACGCAACUUUUAAACUUGGUUUAUCGUCAUUAGCCAUUAAGAUAGACAUAUUCCCACUGGUCGAUACAACUCAUAUCAUCCGCAUCAUUAAUAUACACGGAGAGAACUCAGAUUUUGAUUCAAUUGCAACACAAUUGAAAAAACAACUUUGUAUAUAA
Molecule: messenger RNA, 1053 nt
Organism: Trichomonas vaginalis G3
Lineage: Eukaryota; Parabasalia; Trichomonadida; Trichomonadidae
Product: protein serine/threonine kinase protein
Exons: 1
Coding region: 1-1053 (350 amino acids)
Biological process (GO): protein phosphorylation
Molecular function (GO): ATP binding; protein kinase activity
Source: RefSeq, a predicted model, not a curated record